Molecule: messenger RNA, 315 nt
Organism: Necator americanus (New World hookworm)
Lineage: Eukaryota; Metazoa; Nematoda; Chromadorea; Rhabditida; Ancylostomatidae
Exons: 1
Coding region: 1-315 (104 amino acids)
Source: RefSeq, a predicted model, not a curated record
AUGGCCUGGAGGCGACUGACGACUGAAUGGCUACACCCGAGUCUCGUCGCAAGGCUGCGGGCGUUGACCUCCGGAUCCUCUUUGACAACGUCGAGAAUGGCGGAGUUCUCGACAGUGUGGGGGCGUCCCGACCGAGGCUUGUCUUCGAAGUCGGUGUCUCCGCUUGCGAAGCGAGCGAGCCGAGCGCUUGACAGUCCUGAUGGUAGUGGUGUCAUCGCACAAUCUGCUGUUGAUGUUGCGGGCUGCUGCCAUUGCUCCAAUGCCGCCACGCCAUUCAUGGAAGAUGUUAGCUCGAAGUUGCUCCUGCGUAAUUGA